Messenger RNA from Porites evermanni, 2452 nucleotides. Lineage: Eukaryota; Metazoa; Cnidaria; Anthozoa; Scleractinia; Poritidae. The record is from the annotation of a GenBank genome assembly.
GACAUUAGCAACUUUACUAAACGUCGUACAAUUUAUACAUGGUGUCGUAAACAGAAGGCUGAUUUUCUAUUUUUGCAAGAAACGCAUUCAAAGAAGGAGACAGAGGUGCAGUGGAAAAAUAAAUGGGGUGGCGAAAUACUUUUCUCACAUGGAAGCCCUAAUUCAUGCGGUACUGCAAUAUUGGUCAGAAACAAUACCAAUUAUUCAGUUCUAUCGACAACUAGAGAUCCCCUGGGUCGUUUUAUUAUACUUAAAAUCCAAAUCGAUGACAAAGUAUAUGUUCUUGUAAAUAUCUAUGCACCGAACAAAGAUAAGGAUCUAAUUCAGUUUUUUUAGAAAAUUACAUGGCCUGCUUCAAAUGGAAGACUUAGACUCAGAGGAAAACAUUAUAUUAGGGGGUGAUUUCAAUUGUCCGUUAAAUCUAGCUCUUGAUAAACACGGUGGUGUCAUGAUUCCAAGAAGAGCAGCAAUUGAUAGUAUUGAAACUUUACAAAGCGAACUGGACUUAAUUGAUAUUUGGAGAAUUAAGAACCCUCAAACAAGAAGUUACACUUGGAGUCAAAAAUCCCCAACAGUUCUCUGUCGACUAGAUUUUGGCUUAUCUCUAACAAUGUCUGUGAUUUUAUAAACGCUACUGAAAUACAGCCUGCAAUACGCACAGAUCAUGCUGCAAUAACCUUAGCUCUAGCAGACAUUGGAGAGAUAAAAGGUCCUGGUAUAUGGAAAAUGAAUGUUUCGCUCUUAGAGGAUGAAAACUACCUAGAACAGUUACGAAUUAAUAGACCCAAAUGGAAACAAGAAGGGGAAAUUGAUCUGUCUGACAAACGCUGCGUUUGGGGCUGGAUCAAAUACAUAUUAGAUUGCACGCCAUUAGCUACUCCAAAGAAAAAGCCAAACUUAAAUAUGAGAAAGAGCAGCGGAUUCAACAAGAACUUAAAGAUGCUAACAGGCUGUUUGAAAAUGACCCUUGUCCCUCAAAUAGAUUGCGAUUAGAUGAAAUCAAAGAAAAAUUAGAACUUUUAUAUGAGGAAAAAGUAAAAGGAACCGUCAUACGGGCAAGAGCACGUUGGCAUGAGUAUGGUGAAAGGAGUACUAAAUACUUUUUAAAUCUAGAAAAGAGAUACCAUGUCAAAAAACACAUACGAAAAUUGUUAACAAGUGGUUCAAUAACUACAGACCCGUAUCGGAUACUCGCCGAACAAAAACGAUUUUAUUAAAACCUAUACAAAACUAAGGACUCUGUAGAGGCUACGGAUUCCAUAGAGGCAUUUCUAAAUAGUUUAAAUAUUCCUAAACUAUCGGAAGAACAAAGGCAAUCGUGUGAAGGACGAAUUUCUACCGAGGAAUGUAGGACAAUUAUAGAAACGUUUCAAAACAAUAAAUCACCAGGGAAUGAUGGUCUCCCCAUUGAAUUUUACAAAAGCUGCUGGGAUCUCAUUAGUAAACCCUUCAUAGAUUGCGUCAAUGAAUCCUUUGAUAAAGAAGAAAUGUCUAAUUCCCAAAGGCAGGCUGUAAUCACUUUAAUAGAAAAGAAAGGCAAAGAUCGUACAUUAAUAGAAAAUUGGAGGCCCAUAUCACUUGUCAAUGCUGACGCUAAGAUAAUAUCUAAAGUGAUUGCCAACAGAAUUAAAGAUAUACUUCCUUCUAUAAUCCACCAUAACCAAACUGGUUAUGUAAAAGAACGCUAUAUUGGUGAAACGGUUAGGUCGAUCUUCGAUAUCAUGGAUUUAACAGAUAAGGAAAAUAUGCCUGGUCUGUUGAUAUUUAUUGAUUUUGAAAAAGCGUUUUAUUCUUUAGAAUGGAACUUCCUGUAUAAUUGUCUAGAUGUCUUUAAUUUUGGUCCAAAUUUUAAGCGCUGGAUCAAAACUUUUUACGCAAAUAUUAAAAGUUGUGUGGUAAAUAAUGGGUUGUGUUCAGACUAUUUUGAACUGACACGUGGCGUCAGGCAGGGCGACCCUCUUUCCCCAUAUCUCUUUCUUUUGGCCGUGGAAACCUUAGCGAUCUCCAUCAGAGCUAGCGAAGAAAUAAAAGGAAUAGUAAUAAAUCAAGAAGAGACCAAACUUCUUCAGCUCAAAAACACAGAGACCGAACACAGAGUCAGCUCAAAAACUCUUCCAACUGCUUGAUAAGUUCAAGGAGCUUUCUGGCUUAAAGGUAAAUAGUUCAAAGACCGAAGGAAUGUGGAUAGAAUCACUGAAGAACAGUGAAAAUAAACCUCUAGGAAUCAAAUGGCCCACAGAGCCAAUACAAGCCCUUGGUGUCUUUUUCACCUAUGACCAUAAGUUGUCUCACUCAAAGAAUUUCUCAGAGAAAAUCGUCGACAUUAAAAACCUAAUCAACAUCUGGUCCUCAAGGGGGCUUUCUGUCUACGGAAAGGUUACUCUAAUCAAAUCACUUCUUAUACCUAAGAUCGUUUACACCUCCUCUUUGUUACCUACUCCGGAACACAUUG